UCAAUUUUGGUUCUAGAGUAAAUAAACCUAGUAUAAAAUUGAACUGUGACAAUAUUUCUGAGGACAAGAAGCUGCGUUCUUUCAAAAAAAAUUAAAUAUCAAAAAGUUAAAGGUUAUUUAAAAAUGUUGACAUUUUCUAUAUUUCUAAACGAUAUAAUUAACGUUAUACUGGGAGAAACGAACAAAACACAGCGUUUUUCCUUUAGAAAUAUUGCAAUUUUAUGUUAGGUAUAUAUACUCUAGAAUCAAAAUUGAGCGAGUUCUAUUCAGACUGUGUAAACGCGUUUUGUUUAUGUCGUACGUGUGUAAGACGCAGCAACACGUGCUGGUAUGUCGUCCUUUUAAGAGGUUUCGAUACCGACCGUUUUUUGGACAAAAAUGUCCAUCCGAUUGAUGCACAACAAACAGUAAAAAUGAUGUCGGACCUGGAAGAAAUUACAGAAAAAUUGUCCCAAUGGACCGAUUGUAAAGGAGCAAUAGUGUAUGGUGCUGAUGGAAAUUUCUGUUCUGGAGGAGAUUUAAAUAUGGCGAAAAAAAUUAAUAACUCAUAUUACGGAUAUGCGAUGAACAUUUACAUUGGUCAUAUUCUCGACAAAUUCAAAAGGCUACCCAUUAUUACAGUCGCAUACAUUGAAGGGGCAGGUGCGCUAGGCGGAGGGGCAGAAAUAACGACGGCUUGCGACUACAGACUAAUGUGCAACGCUGUCGAUACCACGGCCAUAGGGUUUGUUCACUCAAAAAUGGGCAUAGUGCCCGCGUGGGGCUCCACUGCCCGGCUGGUGUCCAUCAUGGGGGUCCGGAAGACGUUGGACCUGUUGCUGGAGUCCCGGUUGUUUAGCGCCGCCGAGGCGAUGGACUCGGGUCUGGUGGACGGCGCGGUGGCCACCAUGGCGGACGCCGAAACGUGGCUGUCCCACAAGAUCAGAGCGGACGUGAACGUGAUCCGAGCCAUCAAGAGGAUGGUGCAGUGCUACGACGAUUCGCCGGAGACCGUGCGAAUGAUGGAGAGCAGGAUAUUCGCGCCGCUCUGGGGAGGACCUGCCAACCAGGCUGCAAUCGAAAAACACUUGAAACACAAAAGAUGAAACCUUCGGUGGUAGGACUCGACGUCAUUCAUAGACUAGUCUAAUAUUCCACCCAUCACCCGUCUAAAACCCGAUGAAAGUAUUUACGAUCGUAUUUAAAAUUACAACGCUUAUAGUUAAUACUAAAUUAUUACCCCGAUUGGCACUUACCUCUAGUUAAAAGCUCAGACCGUCACUAGAUUAAUUAUAUUAUUAUAAUAUUUAUUGUAUUAGUUAUUAAGACGUUUGAAUUCAAAGUGAAUAUUUAAACGGCAGGUAUCGAAUUUAGAUUUUUUUCUAUUGUUAUGUAUAUUGUAUUUGUAAUAAAAACAAAACGGGACAAACGAUUUUGUCUCAGCACUAAUGAAAAGUUAUUAUGAAUUGUAUAAUGAUUUUUAUAUUUUGUGAAAUGUUUAAAUAUGAUAAUGGCCCUUUUUUAUAGGGCCCAAUAAUAUAAGCCUAUAAAGGACAUAUGUCUCAUGCUAAUUGUGUUUUAUAACUACUUAUUACAUUUUAUUAAUUACAAUAAUUCAAUGUAAAACAGUAAAAAUAUUGUUUUUUGUCUGCAAGGUUUUCUUUUACACACAAUACGCACAUAUGGAAUAUGAUAAGUGCCCCUUUCGAAGUUGUUUAAAUAAGAGGACACGACGCUAAAAAUAAAUAACUAUUUCACUAUAAACGAGAUGACUUAUUGAAUUUUAAGCUAUAUAAUAUUAUAAAAAUAUUAAUAGUAAUUUUUUUAUUGUUUUUGAUUAUGUAUUGUGUAAAUUUGUGUGAUAAAUCAAAUAAAUAUUAUAAAUAAAAAUAUUAUAUACCUAGGUA
Aphis gossypii (cotton aphid) is the source of this 1886-nucleotide messenger RNA. Its product is annotated as ethylmalonyl-CoA decarboxylase-like. Gene Ontology annotation, biological process: fatty acid beta-oxidation. NCBI's taxonomy places the organism in Eukaryota, Metazoa, Arthropoda, Insecta, Hemiptera, Aphididae. The transcript is spliced from 4 exons. Gene Ontology annotation, cellular component: cytosol. Bases 222 to 1085 code for a protein of 287 amino acids. Gene Ontology annotation, molecular function: enoyl-CoA hydratase activity. The record is from RefSeq and is a predicted model, not a curated record.